Messenger RNA from Acaulospora morrowiae, 2274 nucleotides. Lineage: Eukaryota; Fungi; Glomeromycota; Glomeromycetes; Diversisporales; Acaulosporaceae. The record is from the annotation of a GenBank genome assembly.
AUGGCGGAUCGAUCGAUUCUUAACAAUUUUCAAACAAACGAUACUCCGUACGUAGCUUUCCAAGACAACAAUGAUCAAGAUCUGGAAGAAGAAACUUCUGAAAGCUUUGUUUUGCGUCAGACAGGAAUACCGCGAACCAUAUCUUCCCGAUCUUCGACAUUCCAAAACUUUGUUAAUAGACAACAACGAUAUCAGCAUUUGCCUGAGGACGACAUCGAUGAGGAACCAUAUCAGGAGAGCAAUGAGGUUCCACGUUCUUUAAUCAUAGAGAUGCCUUCACAACGUAAGAAACUUAACCCAAGGCCAGGAAUGAACAUCAAAGAAAUGACCAUGUGGAAAUGGGCUAAUGUCGAGAAUCUAGACAUCUUCUUCGAGCAGCAGAUUCAAAAUCAACGCACUUUCUCUUUAAGGACACUGGGAUUUGUCAUGGGGUUUUCGACGUUUUUGGUUGGAUGUGUUGAUUAUUCCUUAAUGAGAGAAAAAAACCGUUUGUCGGAAGUAAUAAUACCACAAUGCAUCAGCAAACUAUCAGGCUGGACGAAGCUAUUCCUAGUGUUAUUUUCCAUUUUCUGGAUAAUCCAGGUGGUUCGAUUCGUCUCGGACAUUCGUCGUUUAAUUGAUAUGUAUAAUUUCUACACAUAUCUUCUGGAUAUUCCCGAUGUCGACAUGCAAACUGUGUCGUGGCAACAAAUUGUAAAUCAAAUAAUCAAAAUCAGAGACAAUAACCCAACUACCUCUCAAGGUUCCGCUAACAAACCUCAACAACGCUUAGACGCUCAUAAUAUAACAAAUAGAAUAAUGCGUCAAGAAAACUAUCUCAUCGCUCUUUUUAAUAAGGAUGUAUUAAAUUUGACGAUUCCGAUACCUUUUUUCAAGAAGCGCAAUAUGUUAACAAAGACCUUAGAAUGGAAUUUAAGUUUUUGUGUUCAAAAUUAUGUAUUUAAUGAUCAUGGACAGGUCAGGAAGCGCUUUAUAAAAGAUGUUCAAAGAACGAAAUUAAUUCAAGGGCUUCGUCGUCGAUUUAUUUUCAUGGGACUUCUUAAUUUUAUAUUCGCUCCUUUUAUAGUUAUAUAUCUUAUCUUGUACUUUUUCUUCCGUUACUUUGAGGAAUUUCGUUCAAAUCCGGGAACUCUAGGUUCACGUCACUGGUCACCGUUUGCACGUUGGAAGUUUAGAGAAUUUAACGAAUUACCCCAUUUAUUCUAUCAAAGAUUAUCUAAAAGUUACAAACCCGCAAACAAAUACAUUGACCAAUUUCCAAAGGAGAAAACAAAAUUGAUCACACAAUUUAUACUAUUCAUUGUUGGCUCUUUUGCCGCAAUACUGAUCGUGGUCACUUAUAUCGACCCAACAUUCGAGAUUACAUCCGGUCGAACUGUGUUCUUUUACACUGGAGUUUUCGUACCAAUUUUGGCUGUUAGCCGUGGCACGAUCCCGGACGAUCACUUGGUAUUUGAUCCAGAAACAAGGUUAAAGAAAGUUGUGGAACAUACACAUUAUUCUCCUAAUGAGUGGAAAGGUAGACUGCAUUCUGACGAAGUUCGUAGAGAGUUCAAUCAAUUAUUCGAAGUCAAGUCAUAUCCUGAUUCAUUUUUUCAGAUUAUUGAUUUCUUUCGUGAGUUUACCGUGCAUGUAGAUGGUAUCGGUCACGUCUGUAGUUUUGCAGUAUUUGAUUUCAAGAGGCAUGGCAAUGUGAAGUAUGGCGCGCCAGCUGAAGUUGAUAACGAGUAUUAUCUUUCGAAGGAUGGCAAGAUGGAGAAGAGCUUCUUAAAUUUUAAGGCCAAUCAUCCUGAUUGGGAACCAACAGAUCCUGCUGGCUCCCUCUAUCUGAGUCGCCUGACUGAGUUUAACAACCAAAUUCAUCCAGAACGCCCCAGUACUACGCGCACGUCUGCCAUGGAUUCUAUUGUAAAGUCGAACAGACGCGGCAGUAAUGUCCACUUUGGAUAUCCAAUUGGCGCUUCACAGUCAACCACUCAUCUUAAUAGUGUUACAGUAGGCGGUGUUGGAAUGGAUUCGAUAAUAGAAGAUGAACCGAGUACUUCAAAUAAAUCGCACCGUAGCUAUCAAGCUGAUCGGUUGUCUGUAGAACCACCAGGAUCACCUAGUUCGAGUCAAGAGUAUUACGCAAGUGACUUGGGUGAUUCAUACCUCUUUGCAAAUACGAAGAAUAGAGACGGCGUUUCCGAGUCAGUGGAACAUGAUCGACCGCGAAAUGGCGGUUUAUUGGGUUUAAUGAACCAAUUUUAUGAACUCAACAAUUCAGCAAUGUAA